AAACUUAUUAAAUAGACAGAAAUGUCACUGAAAAGAAUAGUUGCGCAAAAGUUGCUGAACGACGUUAUACAGUCUGUUCACAAACGAGGAGAAUGGAAAGUCAUGGUACUUGAUAGUCUUUCCAUGCGAAUGAUCUCAGCGUGUAUCAAAAUGACAGAUUUGAAUAACGAAGGCGUCACAAUCGUAGAGGAUAUAAGCAAAAAUCGUGAGCCCAUAACGAACUUGGAGGCUAUUUAUCUUAUCGCCCCAACAGAGCAGAGUAUUGACCUGCUGUGUAUGGACUUCCAAGAUAGCCUGCACCAGAAGUACAAGGCGUGUCAUAUUUUCUUCUUGGAGGCCUGCUCGGAUGACCAGUUCAACCGCAUCUGCAAGACUUCCUGUCUCAGAAAGGCCACCAAGACAGUCAAGGAGAUCAACAUCGCAUUCCUACCCUACGAAUCAAAUGUGUUCUCAUUGGACAGACAGGAUAUCUUUGGGAUCGCAUACUCUCCCCAUGGGUCGAAGGAGUCAAGGAGCAAGGCAUUCGAGAGAGUAGCUGCCCAGAUCGCCACUCUAUGUGCAACCUUGAGCGAGUUUCCCCACAUCAGACAUCGAAUUGACCCGAAUGGGCUGUGCGCUGAAGUGGCCCAACAGGUGAGUGACCUCUUGAGAAAGUACAAGGCUGAUGACCCCUCGAUGGGAGAAGGACCUGAGAAAGGCAAAUCCCAGCUGAUCAUCUUGGACAGAGGAUUCGACCCCGUGUCUCCUCUGCUACAUGAACUCACAUUCCAGGCCAUGGCCUACGAUUUGGUUAACAUCGAGAAUGACACCUACUCAAUGAGAGUUGAAAAACCAAAAGGAUACGAGGCUUCUUCGAGCAGCGGAGACUACAGCACCAAGCAGGUGUGGCUAAACGAGAAUGAUGACGUGUGGGUGCAACUGAGACACAAACACAUUGCAAAAGUGACUCAGGAGGUCACCAAGAUGUUCAAGGAGUUCUCGAUGAACAAGAGGAUCAACACUGGCAGCAGUCCGGGCGAUAAGACAACAGUGAAGGACUUGAGUGCGAUGUUGAAGAAGAUGCCCCAGUACCAGAAGGAACUAUCCAAGUAUGGAACGCAUAUGGCACUGGCGGAGGACUGCAUGAAACACUUCACAAACAGGGCGGAUAAACUGUGUCUGGUGGAGCAGGACCUGGCGAUGGGAUCGGAUGCGGAUGGGGAGAGGGUGAAGGACCACAUGAAGAACGUCGUGCCCAUCCUACUAGACAGCAAUGUCUCCUCCAACGAUAAGAUACGCAUCAUCCUACUCUACAUACACUCCAAACUAGUUGAUGAAGGGGAAGGUAUCUCGACUGAGAACCUGGACAAGCUAGUGCAGCAUGCCAGUAUCCCGACCAGCAAUAGUGUGAUAUUGCAUAAUCUGGCCAACCUGGGAAUUCCGGUGGUGAAUGACGCAAUGGGAGGUGCAGGGGGAGCAGGGGUGAAGAAGAAGUACAGACAUCCUGAUAGGAGGAAUAGGAUUGAUGAGAACACAUUCAAGCACUCCAGGUGGACUCCUUAUGUGAAGGAUAUCAUGGAGGACGCUAUCAACGAUCAACUAGACACCCGACAGUUCCCGUUCAUUGACGGCAAGGGACCCAUGGUUGGAGGUGGUGGCGCUAAGAGUGCCCGAGGCUAUGGUCAGUGGCACCGUGAUAAGAAAGAUAUGGGACAUGCGGGACCCCGCCUUAUAGUGUUCAUCUUGGGUGGCAUGUGCUACUCUGAGACGAGGUGUGCCUAUGAGGUCACCGACGCCUUCAAGGGAUCCAAAAAGUUCGAAGUCCUCAUCGGAUCCAGCCACGUAAUGACUCCAGAGAACUUUUUGAAGAAUCUGAAGGAACUCACCAACUAAAGAAUUCAAUGCAAAGUGGAGACAAACUGAUAUCGAAGCCAAGACAUUCCAAAACUAUACAUGUUAGCUUCUUUUUUUGUCUGCAGUACCGAAGAAUGCUGCGUUUGGCUACUGAGUUAUUUUUUUUUGGCUGACUGGUUUAGCUUGUCCGGAUGCUAGUAUCUAUGAUGCGUGCAGUUUUAUAGUACUCCGGGUUUUCUAUCCACCGGUGGUUUUGAAAGCCUGUUUUCUCCAUGGAUAUCCUGUUAGCUCCAUGGAUAUUUCUCAGCGAAGUGCUAUCAAAGUGACAAAUACUCUCAAUUGUUUCCCAAUUUUAUAGAUCGCGGCGUGCCACCUACUGUUUGUUAAUAUUUAUCAAUGAGAAUGUCGCAUAAAUUAUUUAUCAUUUGGUACUCUACUUUACCUGUAUUUUGACCUGUAAGUUACGCAUUCCCAUUUUUUUUACUCGAAUCGAAGUUUAAAUCUGAAUAGAACAUUAGAAUGAACCUUGUAAUCAGAAAAAUGUAAUCAAGCUUGUAAAUUUAAAGGAUGUAGAGCAGAAUUGUAAAUGUUAUUUUCGGAAAUUUUGAAAUGGCCACGAUAAAGUUGCAUAAUGCCGAGAUUGAUAUAGACGUAAACCUGUUUUUACUGCAUUUACUGACUUGAUAAUCAAGAAAUGCGAGUCUCAUGCGUGAUAAAACCUUAAUAUUUCUAUCAUUUUAGCAUAGUUAGCUAUGGAAUGAUUGUGUUCAUUUAAAUCUAAAGCAAGCAAAUUAUUUAAUUUUUUAUAUGUGAUACAUCAUUUUGAAUGAAUAUACAAUUUCCAAAAGUCUU
Molecule: messenger RNA, 2685 nt
Organism: Symsagittifera roscoffensis
Lineage: Eukaryota; Metazoa; Xenacoelomorpha; Acoela; Convolutidae
Product: syntaxin-binding protein 1-like
Exons: 14
Coding region: 22-1872 (616 amino acids)
Biological process (GO): intracellular protein transport; vesicle-mediated transport
Cellular component (GO): secretory granule; plasma membrane
Molecular function (GO): syntaxin binding
Source: RefSeq, a predicted model, not a curated record